CUCCCGUUUUCUGCGUUGAGCCUCUGCGUCACCCGCCAACCAUCGUUUUCUGCAGCACCAGCUCGAUCUGCAACUCCGUUCAUCCCAUUACUCAUCGGCAUUCUGAUGCUGUCGAGGGAGGCAUUAUCGCGUUGAUCAUCAAGCUGCAGCGACGAUGAGGCGAGCGGCCAUAUGCCGGCGGCGACCAAGAUGCAGCCCUUUCCUACCCUCGUGCGUUCUGCCACAUCGGCAGUUUUCUUCUGCGUCCGGCCUGCAUGGCUUGGACGCUUCCCAGCUCAAGAUCAUCCGCAAGGGCGGCGAACCGACGCCCCUGCCGCCCCUUGACACGCUGGUGUUCGGGCGGACGUUUAGUGACCACAUGCUGGAUGUGGACUGGGACGUCAACGAGGGUUGGAGGGCGCCUGUCAUACGGCCGUUUCAGAACUUGAGCAUCCACCCGGCUGCGUCCUCGCUGCACUACGCUCUGCAGGUAGAUAGAUGAGUGGCCAUUCUGAGCGCAAGGGAGGCGGGACGUCUGUCUGUGGUUUGUGGCUUGUGUCUGAUGUUCAGUGUUUUGAUGGGAUGAAAGCGUACAAGGACGACAGUGGGCGCAUCCGUAUGUUUCGACCUGACAUGAACGCCAGGAGGCUGCUGCUCUCAAGCCAACGCCUGGGACUGCCGGUAACAACACACACAGACACACACACACACCCCUCUCAUGUCGAUGUGUGUGUGUCUGCAGUCGUUUGACGAGCUUCAGUUGGUGGAGUGCAUCAAGGCGCUGCUGAGUGUGGACAGCAGCCAGGUGCCGCAGAAGGACGGCUACUCAAUGUACAUCCGGCCCACGUCCAUCGCCACGCAGCCUACGCUGGGCGUCGGGCCCCCAUCGCAGACCAAGCUGUUCGUCAUACUCAGUCCCGUGGGGCCCUACUAUCCAACUGGUCAGUCAGUGACGCGGCAGAAGAAUGGAUAAUGGCCAUGUGUGUCGUGUGGGCAUGUGUGUAGGGUUCAAGCCCGUCCAGCUCUUGGCUGAUACGCAUUACAUUCGUGCGUGGCCUGGCGGAACCGGCGACCGCAAAGUUGGCGCGUAAGAAUGGGGAAGACACCCAAACGCAUCGAUCGACAGAUGCAUGUGGCUUGUGCGUCCUUUCAUUUCAGCAACUACGGCCCGACGAUCCUGCCCCAGACGCUGGGAGCGAAGAAGGGCUAUUCGCAGAUGCUGUGGCUGUUCCCUGAGGGCGACGACUACCGGCUGACUGAGGUCGGCACCAUGAACCUCUUCAUCUUAUGGAAAAACGAGCAGGGUACAAAGAUGCCAUCAGACAAAGAGGCAGCAGAGAGAAGCCGAAUUUGCCGGUGUGUGCUGUGCUGUUGGUGCGUUGGUUGCAGGAGAGAAGGAGCUCGUCACCGAGCCCCUAGGCGACCUGAUCCUCCCUGGUGAGGUUACAUGGCCCAUCUGUGUCGAUUCAUUGAGCCGACAUGUGGUCACCUCUUGGUGCAGGCGUGACGCGUGAUUCGAUCAUCAAGCUGGCGCAGAAGAUGCACGACAUCAAAGGUACGCGGGCGGGCGAGGCAUGCACGACUGACUGAAUUCUGAUGUACCUGGCAUGAUGUGUGCUGCGCAGUGAGCGAGCGCCCUGUGUACAUGAAGAAAGACUUCCUCAAGGCCGUCGCUGAGAAGAGGGUGGGUGAAUGCGAGAGGAAACAAAGGCAUGCCGCCGCACUCACAGACGUCCUUGUUCUCUGGGUGUUACAGAUUCUGGAGGUGUUCGGUGCUGGUACGGCGGCCGUGGUGUCGCCUGUGGAUCGCAUUGGCUUCGAUGGUGUCGAUUACCCCAUACCCGUGGACCCUGACAACCCAUCCGCUGGUGAGAAUAUCAGACACAAGUGAGAUUGUCGUGAUCGGUCUGGGUGUGUGUCUCUAAUUGUGUGCAGGUAUCGGUCCUCUGGCCAAGAAGCUGCUGAAAGAACUGAAUGACAUCCAGGUGACAUGCAGCGGCGUGGGGCAAACGAGCAGGGAGGCAGUCAUGGGUGUUUGUGUACGUCUGUGUGCAGUAUGGUCGCGUCCCCCACGAGUGGUCCUGGCUGGUAUAGCCCCGCGAUGCAUCCAUGCAUCCACCCUCCCCGCCUCCUCUGUCCCACCUACCCAGCCCAACACACUGCUCUCGUGUUGGUGUCUUUGUUGUGUUGUCGUAGCGGCUAGCUGUACUGACGACCAGCUACAUCAGUGCGUGAGUGACUUUGUAUGUUGUGGAUGUCGUGAACACGGAGGCA
Messenger RNA from Vitrella brassicaformis, 2253 nucleotides. NCBI's taxonomy places the organism in Eukaryota, Vitrellaceae. The record is from the annotation of a GenBank genome assembly.